AUGCCGGCUGCGGAAAUGCCCUCAAGCUCUUCGACGCCGGGUUUAGACCCACCAAAAGUUGCAUCAAGUCCGGGUAAUUGUGGGGAGACGGUCGACGUCAAUCCAACAUCAACAUCAACAUCAACUUCAGCUUCAACUUCCGAUUCCACUUAUUCUCCUUGGUCUCCCAUUGCCAGAUCAGCCCUAAGUCUUCGCUCCAUUGGUCCAUCCAAAUCCGUGGAGUCUCUUCCUACCAUCGGUACUCUACCGCUGGGCUCUCUUCGAAUUACGGAACCGAGAGAAGACUCGGAUCUGGAGACGCCGCUUACUACUCCCGACGUCGCCAUGGACUCAUCCGUAGAACCUAAGCACCCGUUCCCUACGGGCGGCGAUGUAGUCAUAUUAGACGACCUGCCGGCAGGCUUUACCGUGGGCUGCGACACCGUGUCCUUCUCGACGAAAAAACCUUUUCCGGGCUUCCGCGAUAUCCCGCCGGGCGCGCAUCUGAUCUGGGUUGCGCCCUCCGAGCUGACGUCCUCGCGGAGCGCGUACUGGAUCGUCACACCCGAGCGGGAGGACUGGGAGCCCGGCGAGGUCUACGUUAAGCAGUGGGACAAGUUCAACGAAGUCCUCAGCGACCCGGCGAGCCAGGCCGAGGACAGGUUCCAGAAGGAGGCGCUGCAGCAUAUCUUCACCAGCCUCUCGCCCUACCAGCUCCGCGCCACCGCGUCGGGCGCGCUCUCCGCCCCGCCCAGACGAGGAGUCGGAGUCGACAACGGCAACGCCGCCGACCGGCUCCCGGAGUUCCUGAGCAACGAGAAUAUAUGGUCCCACCUCACGUCGGCCAUCACCCCGGACCUCCUCAACAGGAUCACGGGUAAACCCCAGCGCAGCUGGCAGGUCACCACCCAGGACAGCGUCGCCGGCGAGACCACCCUCGCCGAGGAAGCCCGGCUGUACGCCAGCGGCAAGGCGCAGCUGCGCUUCUCGUUCGCGACGAGCGCGCCGCUCGUCAGCGCCUCGGCGACGGGCCCGGAGCGCACGCGGCAAGCGCUGGACCCGACGUCCUUCGUGCUGGAGGCGCUCGCGCUCGCGGGCCGGCCCUCCGACGACCUCGCGGGCGAGCUGUCGUUCGCCUUCCUGUCCGGCAUGCUCCUCGGCAACUACUCGUGCCUGGAGCAGUGGUGGUUCUACGCCACGCGCCUCGUCUUCCGCUGCUACGCCCUCGCCGCCGCCCGCCCCGCUCUCGCCGCCCGCCUCCUGCGCGCCUUCCACGCCCAGCUCGUGUACAACGACCGGCACCUCGACGGCGACGUGCUGGAGAUGAUGCCGACGAACGCGCGGCGGCUGCGGCGCGCGCUGACGACGUACGCGUCGCGGCUCGACGAGACGAUCCCACCCCACGGCGACGGCGUCACGGUCACGCCCGACCAGCGCCUGGUCCGGGAGGCGUUCGCGGACCUGGAGGCGUGGCUGAGGGCCAGGCUGGGGUGGGACCUGCGGGAGGAGUACGUGCGGUCGGGGACGGUGAUGCUGGAGGACGGGGAGGUGGUGAGCGCCGAGGUGUCGGACUUCGAGGACGAGGACGAGAGGGGCGAGUUCGCGCCCGUGGUGGUGAGGCUGGAGGAUGGCGGGGGGAGGGAGGUUGGGCUCGUGUCGUGGGAAGAAGAAGAUGACGAUGAUACGUAG
Daldinia caldariorum is the source of this 1668-nucleotide messenger RNA. Its product is annotated as AAR2 protein-domain-containing protein. Bases 1 to 1668 code for a protein of 555 amino acids. The transcript has a single exon. Gene Ontology annotation, biological process: spliceosomal tri-snRNP complex assembly. The record is from RefSeq and is a predicted model, not a curated record. Lineage: Eukaryota; Fungi; Ascomycota; Sordariomycetes; Xylariales; Hypoxylaceae.